Symbiodinium necroappetens is the source of this 3315-nucleotide messenger RNA. NCBI's taxonomy places the organism in Eukaryota, Dinophyceae, Suessiales, Symbiodiniaceae. The record is from the annotation of a GenBank genome assembly.
AUGUAUUUGAGGCAUGAAGUGUUAAAGAAGCCGCCUUUGCUGCGUCUGCUAAGCAGGGAGGCGAAGCUUCAUGGUACUUCGGAUUUGGCAAAGCUCAACGAGCUGGCGACCCAAGGAGAAGUUACGGAGGCAGAGGCAGUGUUUCGACAGCUGGAGGAUGUAAGCUACUCGUGGAAGCCGUCGAGCAGGAGAGUGCUGUGGAAUACUAUGUUGAAGGCCUGCGCAAAUGCAGGAGACAGCCAGGCGGCAGAGCAGUUGUAUCAAUCAAUGCUCAGUAUACGAGUUGAACCGAACCACAAGACGUUUGGGAAGCUCAUAGAGGCCGCCGCGAAAAGCGCGCAGCCGCAGCAGGCCGCGAUUUGGCUGAAGGAAAUGCUGCACUGCAGCUUCGAGCCACGUCUAUUAAACUAUAACGAACUAAUCUCUGCCGCGGCGAAUGGACAUGAUCUGGAUUCAGCGAAGAGUUGGUUGUGGCACAUGGGGGAAAGGAGAUUGCAGCCAAACCUGGUUUCUUACAACUCCGUCCUCAGCGCUGCAGCCAAGAAAGGCGACCUUCACACCUGCACGGCCAUGUACAAUACAAUGCAGAGUUCUGGCAUCCGUCCGGAUGCCAUUACUUUCAACACCAUAAUCAGUGCGACCGCACGGGCGGAGUCUGGAAUUACUGCAGCUGGCGAAUGGCUCGGAAUUAUGAAGUCGGCCACGGUGGCGCCAGGAGCAGAAACUUACAACGCGCUCCUGGACGUUGCCGCCAAGCACCAAGACGUCCAAGCUGCCGAGCGGUUCUUCCGCGAGCUCGUCGCUGAGGGAUGGCAGCCCUCCGUCGUGUCCUGGCGGACCUUGAUCGCUGCAAGCACGGGUUCUGGAGAAGUGCACUCGGCACGAAAGGCGUUGAGAGCAAUGUCUGCUUGCAAGAUCCAGCCGGAUGCGGUGACCUAUGCAACGCUUCUGCGGGCGGAGCAGAGAUCCAGCAGCCACCCUUGCGCAAGGAAGCAGAUGCCAGAACCCUCGCAAGAAGAUGCUGGCAUCGUCAUGAACAUCCUCGCAGAUGCAGCAGCUGAAGCAGCUGACGUUUCCGGUGCGGAGCAGGUUUUGUUGCAAUUCAGGAUGCUGGGGCUGCAGCCAGACCGCUUCACUUACACGGCUGUCAUCAAGGCGUGCGUGGUCGCAGGUGAUGUGGAGCGUGCAGAGAGCCACUUUGCUUCGAUGAUGCACGAGGUUCAACCAGACCUCGCGGUGUUUGGCCUCCUCCUCCGGUCCUGCCUUUUAAUGCCAUUAGGAAUGCGCCAGAGGAAAGCUACAAGAUGGUUUCGUUUGAUGUGUGCCAGCCGCCUAUCGCCUUCCGUACUCGAGUACACGCAGCUGCUGCAAGCUCUGGCUGAUGAGCCUGCCACCACCACAAGCCGAAACCAGCAGCACCCAGUGGCAGCAUGUCCACAAGUUGGCGAGUCUCACGCUUUUGAUGAGCCUAUCCCAGAUGUGGAGAAGGUAUUCCGUGAAAUGCUUGGGAAGGGCGUUCGCCCAACCCGCAUCACAAUCAGAGUAGUCGAGAAGGUGUUGGGGCGUCGGGUCGUGAAGAGAGUGCUUGAGGAACUAGAUAUAGAUGAGAUGUUAUUGGGUGACUUGUCUGCGGCUUAUUUCCAGAGGCGCCGCGCAUUGGUCGCCCCAAGGGCGCAGGAAUGCGAACGCCAAAAACGCCGCAGUUAUUUGAGGCCGACUCAGACAUUGGCGGCAGCUGACCAAAAAACAAAUGCGCACUGUCGGCGGGCCAUCUGCAGAUUUGCCCCGCCAAGCAAAGAACUAGUGGAGACUCGUGACUCUGGCCAAGAAGAUCAGAACGGUACCGAUGAGAUGCACUUGCAGGGAUGGGCGGCUAUUUGGAGGAGAUGGGGGCAGCGCCGUUUAGCCACACUUCGGCUGCAGCUUGAAAAUCCCGCUCAUUUGCCCGGUGAACGUCCCUUUGACCUUGGCCCGUUCGCGUGCCACCGCGUGCCUGCAGAUGCUGAGCCGAUGCGUUUGGAUCGCUGGCUCCAGAAGCAUGUUUGCUCAAACUGGAAUGCUGGCCAAAAGCUGAUAAGCUCAAGGCAGGUCUGGGUGAUGAGCCCGAAUGCGACUGCAGAGCAGCAUCGCGGAAGCGUCGUGAUUCCGCGCUUUCGACCUAUGUGUCAAGGGCGGACACCGUUGAAAGCAAAUGACCUGGUGUACUUUCCGAAGGUCAUGAGCCCCGUGCCUAAGAAGCGCUUGCCGGUGCAACAGAAGGAGGAAACUCCCGGAUGGUUGCUCAGACGAAUUAUCUACAAGGACACCGACUUCCUGGUCUUGGACAAACCUUCUGGGUGGUCCGUCGCUCCAGGCAAGCAUGUCGGUGGAAUGCACUUGCUGAGAUUGCUGCCCAGCCUCCAGUUCGGAAUGGAGGAGCCACCACGGCUGGUCCACCGCCUGAGCACGGAGAUGAGCGGUGUGCUGCUGCUUGCGCGGCACAAGGCUGCGGCAUCUUUCGCCAAAGACAUGGUGGCACAACGCUCUUUCUGGAAGCGAGAGCUAUGGGCUGUCGUUUGUGGACGGACCCCCAAAUCAGGGCAAGUCUCGAUGCCUUUAGCUUUAGAGAGGCUCGGCAAAGGUUCCGUUGCGAAACCUGUCAGAGAAGAUGACGGUGGCCUGCCUGCCAUGACUGAAUAUUCUUCGGUUUUGUAUUCUCCGCUCGCUGGUGGCUUGACUCUCCUGUCCAUGAACCCAUAUAGCGGACGGUAUCACCAGACACGCGCACACUGUGCCUUUGGGCUGCGUGCACCCAUGGUGGGCGACCCGGUCUAUUAUCAGAUGUCCAACGAGCUUUCCACAGUCUCCGACUUCAAAGUGAAGUACCACUCUGCCGAGGCACGGCGCGAACGUGCCGAGCUCUUGGGUGCGCAGCCCCGCUUGCAUUUGCACAGCCGGCAGCUGACCAUCAAGACGUUUGCUGGAAAGGAAGUGACAGUUACCGCGCCGCUCCCGACACACAUGUCCACAACUUUCCAUGCUCUUGGAUGGUCUGCGUGGCUGAGGCGUGCUGAGCGACGGGCCGCCUUGGAAAGUGCGUGGCGGGCCGAAGAGGACCCGCAUGUCAUCGAAGCCCUGGCGCAGGCCCGUAUCGAGCACGAGCGCCACGAGAAUGGCCCAACGACGCCGGGCGGCUCUGCCGGCUCUGCUGCUCCAGCCACAGCGCAAGAGGAGGAAGAGGAACAGGAGCCCACAGAGCCUUCGGUGCCAGAGCCCGACUCCUCGAUCGAGUUCCCGGCUAGUCCACGCGGUCGCAGGUCGCGAAGAAAAACUUGA